Molecule: messenger RNA, 3621 nt
Organism: Penicillium brevicompactum
Lineage: Eukaryota; Fungi; Ascomycota; Eurotiomycetes; Eurotiales; Aspergillaceae
Exons: 2
Coding region: 1-3621 (1206 amino acids)
Biological process (GO): regulation of transcription by RNA polymerase II
Cellular component (GO): nucleus
Molecular function (GO): DNA-binding transcription factor activity, RNA polymerase II-specific
Source: RefSeq, a predicted model, not a curated record
AUGUUGGCGCCGGUCAUUGCCAACCUCGUCCAAUUUUUCUAUCCUAUCGGAAACACCCCUGCUGUCUCCUUGACUCAGGAAUUACCACCGCAUGAAAAGGCCGAUAUCCUUCUUCUAGGGUGUGGAGAUGUCCGUCAUAUUCUCUUUACCAUCAACAAUGAGCAAAAAUCUCACAGCCAGCGUCCAUUGGACUUCACUUGCUGUGAUGUGGAUACCGCAGUGAUUGCCCGCAACAUUGUCUUGCUGUCCUUGAUACUGGAUGACACGGAUGGUGCUCUGGAGCAUGCCAUUUGGAAAUUAUUUUAUCAUUUCCGCAUCGACCAAGCUGUACUUGAUCUGCUGCAGAGUCAGGCAACGAAACUGCUAUCUCUGUCAAACUCACUGGACUCAUGGCAUGAGAGUCAGUAUGGCCAGCAUAUCAGAAUCUGUGACCGCACCUCCCUCCAAAGGGUGCGGGAUAUGUGGAGCUUCUACGGAGCCGAGAGAAAAGGACAUGAUCUUUCCAGCUACCAAACCAAGGUCGCGUCGGGCAUACGGAAGUCACAAGAAUACAUGAAAUUAGUUCUGGGAGAUAAAGCCAACGCUCUGACAAGCCUCCGUGCCGCUUCGCCUGCCUGCAUGCUUGCCCUAUCUGACAUUGGGGGCUUGUACAAUGAUUACUGGAAAUUCGGCACUACCGAUACUGAUUCAGCAGCUCGAUCUGAUGCCACAGAAUACAAUCCUAUGCUUGCACCCUGGAAUGGCAAUAUGUUCCUACACUACGGCACCGACCCGUUGUCAGGAUUCCAUCUUGGAGCCUCCUAUGCUCCGCUCAAGGCAUCGUCACCAUUGUCCAACCCGUUCUCUGCUUCCAAAAAACCUACUUCGGCCGAGAUUGUGGGAACAGCACAGCGAGAGUUUAGUUCCUGGAUGAAGUCAUUCCGAACCCACAGCGCUAAUGGGCUGACGAAGCUACGCUUCUUUGUGGGGGACGCAGUGGCGCUAGCGUACUCCCUCCAGCACAUAAGGACCAGCGGGUCGAAGCAAGCCAGCUGGUAUCGUGAUAGGUAUCACUUUGAGCCAUUGGAUUUGACGGGCGGCGAUUAUUCCAAAGGCUCGGCACCUUGUGUGUUCGAUGUUAUCGACACAUCCAACCUUAUUGAUCACCUUGGAGCUUUGAACCUCCUGGCUGCCACUUCGCCCCUUCUUCGAAACACAUUCUCAUCCACCCUGUUCUCGGAAAAGCUCGUUCGAACUCACGGGAGCCACGUGGAGCUUCUAGAGAACAUUCUUUGUGGUGACUUGACUACGGUGUCUUCGCUCCUUGGCUUGACCCCCGUUGAAGUUGCAACAAAUGCUUCGCAUUUCUCUUCGGGCGAUGAAACGAUCGCAUCUGGUCAAACUGAAGUAUUGCAAUGUUUUGCAAGAAUUGCGUGGAAGAGGCCAUUGAACCCCACAGAGACAGCCGAAAAACCGCUAGCCCUUAUUCACUUCGACCCGGCCCAUCUGGCAAGUGCUCUCCAUCUCAUCUACUCGAAGAUGUUUGCCGAUGAGGAUGUCACGCAGAUGCUUGCAAGGAUGACCGCCCAAAAAAGUCAAAGACCAUCUCUCCCAACGUAUCACCGAGGAAGCUUCGUCGCUCUUCUUUGCUUUGUGAAGUCACGGGUGAAGACUGACUGGAAAAAGACAAUGAAAGAGUUACUGGAGCGCAUCGAAGGUGAUGAAAAACUGGCGUUCUCUCACACUUACAUGCAAGAGCUCUUCCUCUGGAUGCACAUGAAGGGUAUUCACUCGGUUGACAUCCUGCGAGAGAAACCAGGGAAUGUAGCAAGCUUCCAAGGAGCGGGCAAUCUGCAGAACUGGCAAAAUGUCCCAGAGGCCGUAUGUGUAACGCUUCAGAUUCCAAGAAACAAACUCGAUCUUUUUAUCAAGGAGUCGAUGAAGAAGGGGUUCACUCCUCCGCUUCAGGGAACUCUCCAGUCAUCCCCUUUGACAACCAACCAAUGGCAGAACAUGUUCGCUGCAACCCAGGUUGGGUUCGGUAGUCUGGUGGCUAAGGGAACUCAAUCGAGUGACUCGUAUGGUAUUGACAUCCAUCAUGACCCCUUGGGAUGGUCUGGAAAAUCGGCAAUGUUCGUCUCCUUCUAUGUACCCACUUGGGUCUUGUUCCAGGAGCCUGAGACGGCUACUGUCUCGUUGACACUUCCCCACACCCCUCACACUGUGGCUGCUUUUGCCAAUAUUCUCGGGCAAACAUUGACUAUCUUUACCGCUGAUCAACAAGAUGUUGAAAAUGUUCACAUCACAAAAGCCUCUCCAGGCCAGAAGGGUGUUAUUUCCAUUGAUGGCUUUGCCCCAGGAACCAUUCAAGAUGAGGUUGAUCCCAAGGGUCAUUCCGGGACAACGGUGACAGCCAGUGUUGACAAGGAAUCUGGCCGUAUCUCAUCAUUUACCAGUCAUCUCCAGAUCCUCUCAGAGGAGGGAAAAUCCGCACUGAAGGAAGGAAGCAAAUUCACCCGCUGGAUGCGAUCUCCAUUUAACUAUGCCAUAGCAGGGGAACGAGGUCCAAAGUACAAAGUCGAUUUCCCAGCUCCUGUGUUGGACUCGACAGUUAAGAUCCGGAUCGCUCGCAAAUCAUCCUAUCUUGAGGUUGUAGCAAGCGUUGCUAAAUCUGAUGACUGGCCAAAUUUCCCGUCGUUCAUGUACCCAGUCUUCCUGGACUCUGGGUCACCUUCCCUAUGGAACAUGCCGCGUCUGCACAUGUCUGCGCUUCCGAAGAUUGAUGUCACAAAUCCGAAGUCGGUGCGCCUUGAUUUCCUCAAGUACCACCUGCCAACCAUGUGGUCAACGAAAGAAAGCGCGGUGAAAUUCAAUCCCUCGUUGCCAUCAACACCCAGCCUGCGCGCCAAGUGCGACUUCAAAGACUCGCUUUUUCACAUGUUCAUGGGAUUCACUGGAGCUGAAGGAAAGAAUCAUGCAUCCGUGUUCGCUAUUAAUUGCGAGGAUCAACAAGGAGUGCAGAUUCUGUUCUUCCUCUCGGAAAUGCGACUCGAUCUCUCGAACCGCACUGUUGUCCUUGACGGCGCAGUGCUACCAUUGCGCAUCGAUCUCAUGGGGCGCAUUCUUCCAUCUCUGCAAGCAAUGUCGGAAAGCAGCUAUGCGCCCCCGGCGAUCAACGUACCUACAAACGAGCUACAGCUAUGGAAAGAAUCACUGCCUGCCUGGACUGAGCGAAGCCGAUCAUGGUCGCACAAGCCUAAAUGUGAGUAUCUUUCCAAGGGUACGAUUCCUCUCUCAACCAAAUUUGGCGAAAGAAUUCUGUGCUCUUGUGGUGAAGGUGAGUUGCCUGCCGAUUUCAUGCCCGACUUCCCGGGAUGGAAUGUUCUGUCGAAAUACGCUGUCCGGGUUGCCAUUUCUCCGUGUUUCUCAUCUCCGCUUGUCGAGAGUCCUCUGGAUAUCUACAAAUCCGAUUUCACUCGCAAUGCGCCCACGGAACAGAAGAAUGGCUGUCAAGUCUGUGGCAACGCUUCUAAGCCAGACGGCUCUGAUUUGAUGAACUGUUCUCGCUGCCACACGGCGAAGUACUGCUCGAAGGAUUGCCAGAAAAAGGACUGGAAGGAACACAAGCUUGUUUGCAAGUAG